AUGGCAAAUGUUCAAUCCUUACUUCGUGAGUCGAUGCGGCUACGUUGUCUCAAUGGCGAGAACGGCUUUCGACAAACAGAAAGUCUUGUUGCGGCGAGUCCAAUAACAUCAUUCAGCACUGAUAUCGCCAAUUUCUUUAAUUAUUUAACAUGGAAAGAAUAUCUUUCGGCGGGUACUCAAUUUUUAGUCGGUAAAAUUCCCUUUGAUGCUAUCAAUUGCCGCGUUUCGGCAACUACAGUACCGACAGUUAGUAAAUUUAAAAUUUGGUAUUGA
Penicillium cinerascens is the source of this 273-nucleotide messenger RNA. RefSeq lists its product as uncharacterized. NCBI's taxonomy places the organism in Eukaryota, Fungi, Ascomycota, Eurotiomycetes, Eurotiales, Aspergillaceae. The record is from RefSeq and is a predicted model, not a curated record. The transcript has 2 exons. Bases 1 to 273 code for a protein of 90 amino acids.